Molecule: messenger RNA, 585 nt
Organism: Entamoeba histolytica HM-1:IMSS
Lineage: Eukaryota; Evosea; Mastigamoebida; Endamoebidae
Product: surface antigen ariel1, putative
Exons: 1
Coding region: 1-552 (183 amino acids)
Source: RefSeq, a predicted model, not a curated record
AUGUUCGCAUUUUUAUUAUUUAUUGCAUUCACUACUGCAACCAACGUUAUUCCUGAUAUCGAACAAGAAUUAAAAGACGUUGGCCUUUACGAUUUGUUUUCAAAGAAAGAGUCUAUUCAUGAAAAUGACAUAGAAAAUGAAGAAGAUAAAAAAAGUAGUUCAAACAGUGAAUUAGAUGAAAAUUCUAAUAACCAACCAGAUGAAAGCUCAAAUAAUAAACCAGAUGAAAGCUCAAAUAAUAAACCAAAUGAAAGUUCUGAUAAUAAACCAAAUGAAAGUUCUGAUAAUAAACCAAAUGAAAGUUCUGAUAAUAAACCAAGUGAAAGUUCAAACAAUAAACCAAAUGAAAGCUCAAAUAAUAAACCAGAUGAAAGCUCAAAUAAUAAACCAGAUGAAAGCUCAAACAAUAAACCAAAUGAAAGUUCUGAUAAUAAACCAAAUGAAAGCUCAAAUAAUAAACCAGGAAGUAGUUCAGAUAAUUAUGAUAAUCUUGAUGCUGCAUCAAGUCCAUUCAUUGUUCUCUUUGCUAUUAUUGUGGUUAUCUUAUUCUAAAUUAAUUAAUUUGAAUUUAGUCUCUUUUUUAUU